UUUUUGUUAUUUACGGUUGUUUUUAUAUAUAUUUUUUUCAUUCGUCAAAGUGUUUUUGUUGCAAUUAAACACACACAUACACUAAGGAAAAUAACUAACAACAUUUUAAUAACAAAAAUAAAAAGUGAAUGCAAUUAACUAAAUAAGACGGGAGAGAGGUGACGCAUUAAUUAUAUGUAAUUAAUAAUUUGUUGUUUUUGUUAAAAGCAAUAGAUAGUUGCUAAUAAAAAGUAAUACAAAAAGAAAACAUAAGUUUUUGUCAACAUAAUUUUCUGUUUUAAGUGUUUAAACUUGUUAUUAGACAUCUACUUCUUCUAACAUAAUUCUAGUAAAAAAAGUGUUAUUCCAAAUUAUCAUUUCAACAUUUAUUUCCUUCAAGAAUUUUGUAUAUAAAAAUUAUUCAAAUAUUGAAAUAAUUUCCUGUAUACGUGCGUAAUUGUGGGCCCUAAAUAUGGCUGAAGCCCAUCAAGCCGUAGCCUUUUCAUUUGCCAUUACCCAUGAAGGGUUCGAUAUCAACUAUGAUCAAGAAGUUCUUAAUUUAGUAUGGAACUCUGGUAUUAGAUCAUGGAAGAAACGUUUAGCCAGAGCCAGGAACGGUAUACGCAAUGGCGUUUAUCCCGCACACAUACACAGUCUUUGGCUUAUAACGGCCAUAGCGCUGGGUUUACAUUUUGCCGGCAUGAAUGCGCCGUUUAAUAUAAUAAAUCGUGUUCUAGUGCAUUUACCAGCGAAUACAAUAAAUUGGCAAAUAACCGCCUGUUUUCUGGCCUCAUUAAUUGUUUGGCUAAGUAUUUGUAUGACAAUGCGUUACACUCUAAAAUUAUUGCUUAUGUAUAAGGGUUGGAUGUAUGAAUCUCGAGCGCCGGGUAGUAAAAUAUCUUUGCGCACUAAACUUUGGGCUGGUGCCGUUAAGGUAUUUUCUAGUUGGAAUAAACCCGGUUUAUAUAGUUUUCAAGGUUCUCUACCCAGACUGCCUUUGCCGUCGGUACAUGAAACUAUGCAACGUUAUUUGAGAUCAGCACGUCCUCUUUUGGAUGAUGAGAAUUAUGCACGUAUGGAACGUUUGGCUAAUGAAUUUGAAAAUACUAUUGGCAAGAAAUUACAAUGGUAUUUAGUAUUGAAAAGUUGGUGGUCUACUAAUUAUGUUUCUGAUUGGUGGGAGGAAUAUGUUUACCUACGUGGUCGUUCCCCUUUGAUGAUUAACAGUAAUUUCUAUGGUACCGAUGCUAUCUUCAUGGAGUUGACUAAAAAUCAAGCGGCUCGAGCAGCUAAUAUCGUUUAUUUGUUGUUGUCAUUUAGACGUGCUAUAGAAAGACAAGAAUUGCAACCGAUUAUGGUUCAAGGUAUGAUUCCUUUGUGCUCGUGGCAAUAUGAACGUACUUUCAAUACUGUAAGAGUACCUGGUCUAGAAAGCGAUCGUAUUGUGCACUAUAAGGACUCAAAUCAUAUUGUGGUUCUACACAAAGGCUGCUAUUACAAAGUAUUAAUCUACUACAAAGGACGUCAAUUGAGACCUUGCGAAAUUCAAAUACAAAUGGAAGAGAUCCUUAAUUCCAAAGCAACACCAUUGCCAGGUGAAGAACAUUUAGCUGCUUUGACCGCUUGGAAUCGUUCAAAAUGGGCCGAGGCUCGUAAUACCUAUUUUUCACGUGGUGUUAAUCGUGUUUCAUUAAAUACCGUUGAAUCAGCUGCAUUCGUAUUAUCAUUAGAUGAAGUUCCAUAUGAAUUUGAUUUGACACGUCCCGAACUAUUGGAUAACUUUGGUAAAACUUUGCUACAUGGCAAUGGUUAUAAUCGUUGGUUCGAUAAGAGUUUUACCGUGUGUGUGGGUACUAAUGGACGUGUUGGUUUCAAUGCUGAGCAUACUUGGGCCGAUGCUGCUGUUGCUUCUCACAUGUGGGAAAAUCUUAUUGUGGAUGAUUUAGACACCGAUGGAUAUGAUGAAAAUGGCAAUACUAAGGGAACACCCGAAUUUCAACCACCCUCGCCAAUACGUCUUAAUUGGCAAUUGGAACCAUGUAUAACACAAAUCGAAGAAGCCGUAAUGGAUGCUAAUAAACUUAUUAAUGACAUUGAUCUCAGAAUUUUGGUACACAAUCAAUAUGGCAAAGGAUUCAUGAAGAAAUGUCGCCUUUCACCUGAUGCUUUUAUACAAAUGGCAUUACAGUUGGCGUACUAUCGUGACGCUGGACGUUUCUCUUUGACCUAUGAGGCUUCAAUGACACGUCUCUUCCGUGAAGGUCGUACAGAAACUGUUCGCCCCUGCACUAUUGAAUCUUCGGCCUGGGUUAAGGCUAUGGAGAAUAAAAACUCAACGAUUGAUGAACGUGUUGAGUUAUUGAAAAAGGCCUGUGAUCGCCAUCAAUUGGGCUAUCAAGAUGCUAUGUGUGGCCGUGGUAUUGAUCGUCAUCUAUUCUGUUUAUAUGUAGUUUCCAAAUAUUUGGAAGUAGAUUCACCCUUCCUAAAUGAAGUUUUAAGUGAACCAUGGCGUUUAUCAACUAGUCAAACACCUCAUGGUCAAACGCCAAAAAUGGAUUUGAAAAAACAUCCCAACUGUAUCAGUUCGGGUGGUGGUUUUGGUCCAGUUGCUGAUGAUGGUUAUGGUGUAUCAUAUAUUAUUGCCGGAGAGAAUUUGAUAUUCUUCCAUAUAUCAGCUAAGAAAUCUUGUGAUACAACUGAUGUUCAUCGUUUUGCCGAUAACAUUUGUAAAGCAUUAGCUGAUAUUCGCUCUAUGUUUGAGCAGCAUAUGAAAGACCAUCCACCUAAGAAAUCCAUAGCUAAUGGUACCUCCACCUCAGCAGCUAAAUGAUGUUUUAUAUAUAAUUAGUUAACUUUAUUUUAAAGUUGUUUUUAUAUUUUUGUUUUCUUUAGUUUUAUAUUUUUCAGUUACAUAGAGUGUUUUGUGUUUUUAGUGUUAAUAUUAUUAUUGUGUAUUAUUAGCGCUAAAAUUACCUGCGACAUCAAAUUAGAGUUUUGAGCAUUUGUUUUCAUAUUUUAAUUUUGAUAUUUUUUAUGUAAUUUUUUAUGUUUAUUAAAGCGAUCUAUUUUCUUUUUUAUUAUUGUUAGCAAUAUUAGGUUAAGUUUAAUUGUUAAUUAAAACUAUCAACAAAUAGAUUUCAUAUCAUCGUUAUUAUUUAAGUUUUUUUUGUACAAAGAAAACAAAUUUGUUUAAUAUCUUUUUUUCAUUUCAAUUGUGAGUGUGAAGUGUAGUCUUUUUUUUAAUUUCUAACAUCAAAUUAAAGUUUAUACAUUUGUAUCUUAAAGUUUAACAUGAAAUUAUGAAACUAUGAAAUUAUUUUCUUCAAAUGCAAUGCAAUUUUAUUUGUAAAACUUAAUUUAAAAAAAAACAAAUAAUUUUUCAAUAUUUAGUUUUAUUUUAAUAUAUAUUUUAGUUUUUUUUUUUUCUUUUGUUCGUUUCAUUGAAAAUUUCUCAUAUCAAAAUUACAAUACUGUUUUUUUAGUUAGUUAAAAAUUUAGUAAUUUAAGAAUUUUUAAAUAAAACAUAAAACAAACUCAUA
Messenger RNA from Lucilia cuprina (Australian sheep blowfly), 3518 nucleotides. RefSeq names its product carnitine O-palmitoyltransferase 1, liver isoform (gene whd). The transcript has 10 exons. Gene Ontology annotation, molecular function: carnitine O-palmitoyltransferase activity. Gene Ontology annotation, cellular component: mitochondrion. NCBI's taxonomy places the organism in Eukaryota, Metazoa, Arthropoda, Insecta, Diptera, Calliphoridae. The record is from RefSeq and is a predicted model, not a curated record. Gene Ontology annotation, biological process: carnitine metabolic process; fatty acid metabolic process. Bases 452 to 2809 code for a protein of 785 amino acids.